AUGUCUGCCAACUUAGAUCCUAUGGUUUAUCCUCUAUUUUUCCCAAGGGGUGAUGCUGGUUGGCAUAAUCAAUCGGUUCACAACCCUGAACGUGCUACAUUGGUUAGAAAUCAUGUUACAUUAUCUCAGUAUUACAAUUAUAGACUUUCGCAUGGUGUAUUAGGGAAAGUCGUAACCCAUGUUCAUGUUAUCGAAUUUCAAAAGCGUGGUUUACCACAUGUUCAUAUUUUACUUCACUUUGCCACUGAUGACAAGCUGGAGACAGCACAGGAUAUCAAUAGUUUAAUAUGUGCUGAAAUUCCAGAUCCAAUUAUAAAUCGUGAACUUUAUGAUGUUAUUAAAACUUGCAUGAUUCAUGGCCCAUGUGGCAUACUGAAUCCAAAUUCUACCUGCAUGAAAGAUGGGGUGUGCAGCAAAAAUUAUCCUAAAGAAUUUAAUGCCAACACAGUAGUAGUUCAUAAUGGUUAUCCUUGCUAUAGGCGUCGUGAUAAUGGUUUGGUUAUCAAUAUUAAAGGUAACAAUGUAGAUAACCGCUGGGUGGUACCUUACAAUCCAUGGUUAUCAAAGAAAUAUCAACCCCACAUUAAUGUUGAAGCUUGCAUGUCUGUUAAGGCUGUUAAAUAUUUGUACAAAUGCAUAUACAAGGGUCACGACUGUGCCAAUAUUUUGAUAAAUGAACAAAUUAAUCAUGAUGAAGUAAAUACUUUUUUAGACUGUCGUUAUGUUAGUGCACCUGAAGCAUUGUGGCGAAUUUUUGAGUAUCCCAUAAGUCAUAUGUCACACACUAUUAUCCGCCUUAAAGUUCAUCUUCCUGAGAAUCAAUUAGUGUAUUUUAGAGAAGGAGCAGAACAAAUGGCUUUAGAUCGUGCAGCUCAACGUGAUACACACCUUACAGCAUGGUUCAAGUUAAAUUCUGAAAAUGAAAGAGCACAUUGCUAUUCAUAUGUAGACAUUCCUUAUCAUUUUAUAUUUGAUGAUAAGCUUUGUAAAUGGAAGGUUAGACAAAGAGGUGGGCUGUUACUUUUGCAUGCAAAAGGAGCCAAGUCUUGGGUGGAUGUGCGUACUGUUAAUGGUAUUGUUGUUGAAACAUUUCGUGAAGCAUGCGUUUUAAAUGGUUUGUUACAAGAUGACACUGAAUGGCAAAAUGCACUUUCUGAGGCAGUUUUAACACGACUUUAUUCACCGCUCAGUCCCAGUUCAGCUAUAAUAGCUGAACAAGCUGCUCUUUGUCAAGUUGAAAAGAUUAUUAAUCAGUGUGGUAAAACGCUGGCGGAUUAUAAUCUGCCUGUUAUUGAGUUAGAUUUUAAUCUAGAUAAUCUAGAAAAUUUCAAUCAAAAUGUUCAACAAUCAAUUGAUGAAGCCAAUAGAAUGAGACCACUUCUCAAUGUCAAUCAAUUAAAUCUAUGUAAUGCUAUUCUUGCUGCAUUGAAUGAACAACCAAGUGUAGAAAAUCAGCAUUCUCGAUUGUUUUUCAUGGAUGGACCGGCUGGUAGUGGAAAAACGAUUACAUAUAAUUAUUUGAUUGCUGAAACCAGCAGUAGAGGUAUCAAAUCUGCUACAGCUGCAUGGACUGGCAUAGCAGCAACUCUUCUUACAAAUGGAUCUACAUUGCAUGGCUUAUUCAAACUUCCUGUUCCAAUAUUAGAUAAUAGCACAUGUAAUGUUACUCCAAACUCUAUACAUGGACACUUUUUAAGUCAGGUUAGUUUGUUUUUGCUUGAUGAAACAUCCAUGAUACCCAAGCAUGCAUUGAAUGCAAUUGAUAGGUUAUUAAAAGAUGUUUGCAACAACAACUUUCCAUUUGGAGGAAAAGUCAUUCUUUUUGGAGGUGACUUUAGACAAAUACUGCCUGUUGUGAAAAGAGGACAACCAGCUGAAAUUGUAGAAGCAUGUAUAAAAUGA
This is a messenger RNA of Hydra vulgaris (swiftwater hydra), 1902 nucleotides long. The record is from RefSeq and is a predicted model, not a curated record. Lineage: Eukaryota; Metazoa; Cnidaria; Hydrozoa; Anthoathecata; Hydridae.